This is a messenger RNA of Rhagoletis zephyria (snowberry fruit fly), 1434 nucleotides long. The record is from RefSeq and is a predicted model, not a curated record. NCBI's taxonomy places the organism in Eukaryota, Metazoa, Arthropoda, Insecta, Diptera, Tephritidae.
AUGCCAGCUUUCCUGCAGAUCGAUCCAGUGCAGGUAAAGGACGCCGGCGAGUACCGUUGUCGGGUGGACUUUAAGAAGGCACGAACAGUCAACACCGUAAUACAGCUCAAAGUUAUUGACCGUCCGGAGCUUUCACUGCAGCUCGGCACUACUACCCUCUCCCUGCAGUCGAUCCAGGAAGGGAAUGACAUCUAUUUCGAUUGUGUCGUGGACGCCAGUCCUAUGCCCGUUGGCUCGAUUGUCUGGCGCUUUAAUGAAGAAAUAUUAGAGCCGCGACAAGCAACACUUGCCUAUGGACUGUCACUCUUUGAGUCGGCCAAGUUGGUGUGCGAAGUGGAGGCCAAUCCCAUGCCGUCCUCUUUUCGCUGGAAAUUUGAACGCGAACUGGAGCUGUCCUCCUUUCGGUCGCACAACUUUAGUUCGGUGGUCCUCUAUCGACCCAACUCAACCCAACAUUACGGCACCAUCGAGUGCACUGCCAAGAAUGACGUCGGCAUUCAGGUGAUUCCCUGCAAAUAUCACAUCAUCGACUCUGGGCCACCUAAUUUUCCGUUUCACUGUCUGUUGCACAAUCAAAGCGUAACCCAAGUGAGCAUUCAGUGCAGCAGCGAGAGACAUGGCAACGAUGUAAACUAUGCACUCAACAGCAAAACGGCAGUCUCACAAACGAUUUUCGUUCACCCAAUCACGUUCUAUGUGGCAGAAGUGUACGAUAAAUCGGGUAGUCUUGUACAGAACCUCACCUUAUCACCGCCAAUGCCUCGUAUCUUUCCAACUGAUGACAAUCGACAGACGCCUGCCUCAUCUGCAGCCAACUCUUCGGCGUUCAACUUUUUAAUUGGCCACCUGGCUGAGUCGAGCAUCUACAAGGUGCGAAUCUACGCCACCAACUCCAAGGGAAAGAGUGAUCAAAUAUGGAUUAGCGCGCCUACCUUACGCAAGGCGGAGAAGUACAUCGACAGCAACACCACCGAGUCCAGUCUUGUGUUCUCCACGUACUCCUUAAGUCAUAUCAAGUGGUUCGUCACCAGUCUGUGCGUCUUUCUUCUCAUCCUCCUCGUCGUCAUUGUCACUGCAAUCACCUACAUGUCACGUCUCUGUCAGCGCAUCAGACGCAACUCGCCCAAGGGCAAUGCCAGUGAAGCUGUAGCGGCACCCGAGGAGAUGAUGGCUGCUGGAGUGAGCGAAACCAGUGCAAACUAUGCGCUGGAGAGCCUGGGCAUUCAGACGGUGUACACUGAGACCAAUGACGCCAUCUGCAAUGAAUACUACAGCAACUUGCUGGCCACACAGUACAGUCCAAAGACCACCGAAGACAUGCAACUGCUCAGUUUAGAUUUGUACAAAAUCAACAAAGGUCCGCCAGAUUUAAUACCUACGUUUUAUUUCAACGAAGACGGCGCUAACAAUGACAUUCUGCACCUCAACAGCUGA